Messenger RNA from Saccoglossus kowalevskii, 1059 nucleotides. RefSeq names its product glutathione S-transferase A-like. Gene Ontology annotation, molecular function: glutathione transferase activity; maleylacetoacetate isomerase activity. The record is from RefSeq and is a predicted model, not a curated record. Gene Ontology annotation, cellular component: mitochondrion. Gene Ontology annotation, biological process: L-phenylalanine catabolic process; glutathione metabolic process. Lineage: Eukaryota; Metazoa; Hemichordata; Enteropneusta; Harrimaniidae.
CGGCAUAUCAGGAAGCACCCAUUGCCAAAAUCCAAAAGCCAUGUGACCCGCAAUCGUCCCACCCAUCCUGAAGAAAAUAACCUCUCCCUUGAACACCUCACUCAGCGUUGCUGUACAUGCAGGUGAACACCGAUCGUAACAUGGCAUCUAAGUUGUUCCUAUACUGGGGCUCGGGGAGCGGUCCUUGCUGGAGGGUGAUGAUUGCUCUCGAAGAGAAGGGUCUGUCUGGGUAUGGAAACAAACUAAUUUCUUUUGAUAAGGGAGAAACGAAAUUGGAAAAGAUCUUGAAACUCAACCCUCGUGGGGAGGUACCGACAUUGAAACAUGGUGACACUGUAAUUAAUGAGUCAAUGGCAUGCAUUUUAUACAUACAAGGUGAAUUUAGAGAUCAAGGCACUAACCUUCUGCCAUGCAAAGGUGACCUGGCUACUAAGGCACUCAUUCUGCAAAAGAUGUUGGAAGUGAACAACCUUCAAGCAGCUUUUUAUGGUGUAAUGUUGGAUGUUUGGGAUAACAAGCCGGUAUUGGAAUCCCAAAAAGAGAAUUUACGUACUGAGCUGAAACGAUGGGAUGAUUAUCUAAAAGAGUCUGGAGGAGAUUACAUUGCUGGACCAGGAUUCAGUUUAGCCGACUGUUCUCUGUUUCCUUGGGUGGCAUUUCUGCCACGUCAGGGUUUGGAUCUGUCAAAGAAUUUACCCAAUUUAGCCAAGUACUACAAUAAACUCAAGGACCGACCAUCCAUACAGGCAUCAUGGCCACCACACUUCAAGGAUACACCAAACCAAGAUAAUCUGGCCAAGUUAUAUGAUUAGAAUGACUGGAACGUCUUGGAGAUAAAUUUAUCAAGAAUGGGAGCUCAAUAUGGUGUCAAUCCAAACAACUUGUUCCGCUACAAAGCAAAAGUUUGCUAAAGCGUAUACGCUUUAUGUUGUAGUAUAUGUUGUAGUUUGUCCAUCCAUCAUUGUCGUCAAAUUAUUAGCGAUUUACUAGACCCACUGAUGAUACAUUCUCAGAUUGGAUCUUGAUACAAUUGUGUUGAAUAAAUAUGAUUCAUUCAGA